Molecule: messenger RNA, 1741 nt
Organism: Harpia harpyja (harpy eagle)
Lineage: Eukaryota; Metazoa; Chordata; Aves; Accipitriformes; Accipitridae
Gene: PEX39
Product: chromosome 13 C6orf226 homolog
Exons: 2
Coding region: 24-308 (94 amino acids)
Source: RefSeq, a predicted model, not a curated record
GGUGGUACGGUCCAUCCCGCGUAAUGGAGCCGGGCCCGGUCCCGCCGCCGCCGCCGCCGCCGCCCGCCGCCCCUUCCUUCGCCGAGGUGCUACGGCUGAUACAGAACGGGCAGGAACCGCCGGGCCUACGGCACCCCCACGCCUCGCCCACGGGGGACAGCCCCACCGCCUCCCGCCUCCCGCCGCCCACCAAACCCUGGGAGAACCGCCCCGGGUCCGCCGGGCCCCGCUGCAGCCAGCGCUCGGAGCAUAAAGAACCCCCACCGCUCUCAACCCAGCAGCCUGGAGGGAGCAGUGAUAUCGCUUGAUUUCCCAUACGCCACAUCUCAAUAGCUAGUGAUCCUUUAGGAAGUGUAAACAAACUUCAACAGAGCCGUAUUUCCUCACCAUACAGCUUGGCGACUGCCCCGUCUUGGUACAAACAUCAAAUUUAUCUUGCAAACAUUUGAAGAACCUGAGAACCGACUUAACGCUUGAAACCCGCAGGGGGCAAAGGAAGGACUGACGCGUGCUUCCUCCCUCCCAGCAGCAGCAUCGCUGUGCCCGAGGACAGAGCUACUCCACGUUGAGCUUUGUUUUUAUGUUCAUGGCUGCCAGCUCCGCCACAAAGUAACGGAAGACGUGGGGGACAGGGACAACCUCGAUUGCGUCCACUUCGCUGCAGACAGAGCAGGAGUACCUCCUGUUGCUUGUCACGGAGGAGGAGUGCGGUGGUUUCUCCAGCACAGGCGACGUCAUGCUGCCGCAGCUCGUGCAGACGUAGGCUAUGGAGCCAUCGGAGCAGUUGAACAGGCGGUCUUGCAGCAAGAAAGACGUGCCGUGAGCCAGCAAAGCGUCACGCUCCAUCUCGCCGAAGCGAAUCCCACCUUCCACGUUCCUCCCCUUGACAGGCUGGUUGGUGACAGCGUCUCGGGGCCCCGUUGUCCUCACCUGGAACUUGUCCGAGACCAUGUGGCGCAGGCGCUGAUAGUACACCACUCCCACAAAGAUCUCUGCCUCCAGCUCCAGGCCGCUGAUGCCACUGUACAUCUUUUCCGUCCCAAAGAAGUUAUAACCUGCGCUCACUAAAGUCUCGCCAAAGUAUUUCAAAGCGGAAUUCUUCUCCGUGAAGGUGAAGGGAGUGGCGUCGUAGGAGAUGCCGUGCAGCGCUGCUGACUUCCCCGCCAUGCUCUCGAUUAACAUCCCAAUGGUCAUACGGGAGGGAAAGCCAUGAGGAUUGAAGAGGAUGUCUGGAACCAUCCCGUCCUCUGUGAACGGCAUAUCCUCAACUGGCCAGAGCUGGCUCAGGAUACCUUUCUGUCCGUGACGGCUGGCAAAUUUGUCUCCGACAGUUGGAUUUCGGGGGACCCGCACAGUGAUGCAAGCCUUCUUGAAUUUCCCAGUGCCACGGUCAUUACUGCAUAACCUGACAUUGUCUACAAUGCCGACUUCCUUAUUCCUGUGUAGGUGGAAAAAACAAUCACAGCAAAGGUGUCAGGUGUGCUAAUGAUUUUUAGCUAGGAAAAAAACCAAACCACUUCAUUAAGUCUCAUAAAAUGCCUUGGGGCAGCUGGGGAACACCGUGCUUGAAAAGUACUAUUCAGUAGUGAGGGAAAUCAGACUGCGUGAGAAUUAGGACAAGGAAGCAAUACAAUGGCAUCAGCCAAGUGCCAUUCACUUGCUUUUUCUAAUACUAGAAGCACAGCUACAACUUUCAGGUAAUGUGCCACCCACGAUUUAAAAUAACGAUCAUUUAAACCUG